CUGCUCUCCGCGAGAUAAACACCACAAUGUUGUCGACUGCUAUGUUCGCCGUGCAGCUCCUCUAAAAACACAGCCGAGCUGAAUACGUUUAUCUGGGUCUUGUGUGUGGAGUGAGUUUUAAAAGAGCGAAGAAGCGAGCCGCAGCCAUUGCGAUGCCUCUGCUGUUUUUGGAGAGGUUUCCAUGGCCCAGCCUGCAGACCUACACGGCACUGAGUGUGGCUUUGCUCGCUGGCAGCAUCUUCAGUGCCUACACCACUGUCACGACUGACCCGGGCUUCGGGGCUUUGGAAACGGAUGAUGCACCAGCAGCUCCCUCUGAAGCUGACCUCGAACAUCUAAAACAUCAUGCUAUUGGUAACACAGAACUGGCAAGGACUGUCCUGUGGUAUCUUGUCACCGACAGUCUUUUUGUAUGGGUGCUGGUCAACACCUUCUGCUGUUCUUUAAUGUUAGUUGCAAAAAUGAUUCAGUAUGUGGUGUUUGGUCCUCUUAGAGUCAGUGAAAAGCAGCAUCUCAAGGAUAAAUUCUGGAACUUCAUCUUCUACAAGUUCAUUUUCAUAUUUGGAGUACUGAACGUGCAGACAGUGGAGGAGGUGGUCAUGUGGUGUUUGUGGUUCUCAGCCCUGGUCUUUCUCCAUCUCAUGGUCCAGCUCUGCAAAGACCGCUUUGAAUAUCUUUCCUUCUCCCCUUCAACUCCAAUGAACAGCCAUGUCAGAGUACUUUGUCUGCUAGUCUCCCUGCUCCUGGACUGCUGUGGCCUGGCUGUGGUCUGCGGGCUCCUGGGAGCUUCUCAUGGCAUGCACACCCUGUCUUUUAUGGCAGCAGAGUGUUUGUUGGUGACAGUACGCACCGGCCAUGUCAUUAUGAGGUACUCCAUCCAUCUGUGGGAUUUGAACCAUCCUGGAACAUGGGAGAGCAAGGGCACAUAUGUCUACUAUACAGACUUCAUAAUGGAGCUGGCUAUGCUCUUUCUGGACCUCAUGCACCAUAUCCACAUGCUGCUUUUUGGUAACAUCUGGCUGUCCAUGGCGAGCUUGGUUAUCUUUAUGCAGCUGCGAUAUCUUUUCCACGAAGUCCAGCGUCGCAUCCGAAGACACAAGAACUACCUGCGUGUCAUCAACAACAUGGAGGCCAGAUUUUCUGUUGCUACUGCAGAAGAGCUCGCAGCCAAUAAUGAUGAUUGUGCCAUCUGCUGGGAUGCCAUGUUGAUAGCACGCAAACUUCCAUGUGGUCAUCUUUUCCACAACUCCUGUUUGCGCUCUUGGCUGGAGCAAGACACGUCAUGUCCUACGUGUCGAACAUCCCUGAACAUUAAUGGAGACGGGGUUCAGGUCAGAGGUCAGCAGCAGGGCGGUGGUUUGGAAGAUAAUAUUGGCCCAGCUGGAGCUGCUCCAGACGCAAGACCACACAUCAACCAACACAAUCACUUCUUCCACUUUGAUGGAUCUCGUAUUGCCAGCUGGCUGCCCAGUUUUUCAGUGGAAGUGAUGCACACUACUAAUAUUUUGGGUAUCGCUCAGGCCAACAACUCUCAGCUUACAGCCAUGGCCCAUCAGAUUCAGGAGAUGUUCCCUCAGGUGCCUUCCUACCUGGUAAUGCAGGACCUGCAACUGACCCGCUCUGUAGAGGUCACCACCGACAACAUUUUGGAGGGGCGGAUCCAGGUGCCCUUUCCUCCACAGGCCAUUGAACGUGGUCCUCUACAGGUGGGUCCUGCACCAGAUGAGGAUGCAGGUCCCAGUGGAGAUGCUGAGCAGAACCUCGAUGAGUCCGAUAACAUGGAGGUCCGAGGUGGUCGCUUUUCCAAGUCUGCUGAGGAGAGGCAGAACAUGCUAAAGCAGAGGAAAGAAGAGAUGCUUCAGCAUGCACGCAGGAGGUUUCUGAACAAGACUGAAGAGAAUCAGGAGGAGGAUUUGCCCAGAUUGGAGGAGGACUCUGCGGCAGAACUGACCUUAACAAUGCUGAGACGUACAACCAUGGCAGAAGCUGUGGAGAGACGCAUGCAGAAUCAACAAGAACCUACGCCCUGAUUCUACAGAUCAGCUUUAUCAGGAGACUGGACCACCUCACCAUCCCAUGAGGCAACAAGAGCUCUAUUACAACCUUCCCCAUUUGAUUUAGUCAUUGGUCAUCAUCUAUUCAAAACCGUAAUUAAAAAAGUAGCAAACAUGGCCUGUGGACUGUUUUGGGCUGCCUGAAGAAGGUGAGACUGGUGAAAGUGGCCUCUCCAUCACUAAUUCCGUUUUGAGUAUUUGGAGCGUUAUAUAUAAAUGAAUGGGUAGAUGCAGGUCAGGACUUGCACGGUUGCAUUGCCCAUUGUUCCAGUGCCACACUUUGCAACCACCAGCUUAGACAGUAUCUGUCAAAAAUUUGGAUUUGCUCAAAUGUCUUUGCAUGUUUUGCAUUCAGAAACUAAUACAAAAAAAUCUAUAUUUUACAUGAAGUGUUAGGAGGUAUCAUUUAAGCUACUACAAGUUUUUUUUUCCCUCUUACUACGUCUGGUCACUUGUUUUGCUCAUGGCUGAAAACUGUAUCCCAGAUGAAGGUCAUCUGGUAUCUCAGUGUGUUAAAAGUUUCAACUGUGAAUUGAAUAGCAAGAUGUUUUUUUCUUACUAUGGAGUAAGAGAAUGUCACUUUAAUAUUGGUCAGCCUUUCAGUCAGCCAUGAAUGUCUCUAUGAAAAUAAUGCUGCAAAGUGUUUUUGACCUGCAUUGUUCUUUUUUUUUCCUCUCCUGUCGAGUGUGUUCUGUCACCCAUCUCAGACAAGAGAUACUUUGGCAAGAAAUUGGGAUGGAUUACAUUUUCUACUUGUACACUGUAGGUUUACCUCAGCUUUCCUGUUUUUAUUUACCCUUUACAAAUGAGCAGUCAAUUAUUUAUGUAAUUUUAAUAAAAAAAACUUCUGCUGGGGGUUCAAAUCAGGUCAAAAUGUUAUUUAAAAUGGCUCAAGUUUGCAGUGGUUUCACUUGCUGUUUGUAUUUUUUAUUUUAUUAUUUUUGGAUGACAUGAGGCUUCAUCAGUUUUUCUGUGCUUCAACUGGAAAUGGCACGUUUCAAAAAUAAUUUGAAAAACAUAUCUAGCAAACGUGGUUAAAUUGGACUAUGAGGCUCUUUAUUUUCUACAAGAAGAAUGAUUUGGAAUCGAUGAAGAACUUUUCGAAUUUGUGCGGCCUUUAUGUAAAGUGCUAAUAGUAAAAUCCUAACAGUGGCGAACGUGCUCCAAUACUUUAUUUUGUUAAAGUACAGCACUGGAUAACAACUUAUUUUUUUCUUUUAGUGUUUUUAAUUUGUCAAAUUUCACUGAAUCUGUUGCUGAUUGAGACAUAUCAAUGUACACAAAGUGGAGACUAUUAAAGUUUGCUAUCAUUACAGCACAAAGGAUAGAGUGGGUGAGUCAUGCAUUAAAUGUAAAGAACUGUUUUUGUAUCCAACAGAUCCCACCAACUUCCACUAAAAACUGAAGUGUUGUCUUUAUUGUGUUUUUUCUUUUUAGUGCUCGGACUUUGUUUCGGAGUGCUAUAUGAAGUUAUAUAUUUUAAAUUUACAUUUUUAAAAAUGUGUAAAAAACAGCUUUUUUUCAGUUGCAGCUUAUUUUACUUGACAAUUUAAACAAUUCAUAUUUUCUUGGUCAUGGUUUACUUUUCAGAACUUUCACGUAUUUUACGUACUUUUUUCUUUUCUUUUUUCUUGACUGAGCUUUCAAGUAUUUUGUGCCUAAAUCGAAGAAGGUUUAGACCACAAUCUCUGUAAAUCAAGCUUUUUUGUAAAAUAUGUUGAUAUGAAAGACUCAAUAAACGGAGCUUCUUGGGCUUUCUAA
This is a messenger RNA of Austrofundulus limnaeus, 3815 nucleotides long. RefSeq names its product E3 ubiquitin-protein ligase AMFR. Gene Ontology annotation, biological process: ubiquitin-dependent protein catabolic process; protein K48-linked ubiquitination; endoplasmic reticulum unfolded protein response. Bases 153 to 2030 code for a protein of 625 amino acids. The transcript is spliced from 14 exons. Gene Ontology annotation, cellular component: endoplasmic reticulum; cytosol; ubiquitin ligase complex. The record is from RefSeq and is a predicted model, not a curated record. Gene Ontology annotation, molecular function: ubiquitin protein ligase activity; ubiquitin binding. NCBI's taxonomy places the organism in Eukaryota, Metazoa, Chordata, Actinopteri, Cyprinodontiformes, Rivulidae.